UAAGACGCAAGGCCAGCCUAGACGUGCGUUUGUCGACAAGGCAUUCCCCAAUGUUGGCACGCAAAGGCCUAUGAAAUGCCGGCCCCUGUGGGGCUUCAGACGAGAGAGAGUUGUGCGGGGGUCGCAGAGACCACAAUUUGAACACUGAACCCCAGAAGGCGCACGCUACCCCUGGUCGUGGAGGUCGACGAAACUUGGGGGACGUCGAUCGUUCAUAACGCGCGCCGUCCCACGUUGUUGACAGCUGCAUCCUGGAACUGUUCCUCGGAAUCCUUCCAUUGCUUUUCGCUUCAUCCUUCUCUUCUUUUUUCGGAGAUUAUCAUCAGUACUGUGCGGGUACAACCGUCACGAUGGGUUUCCUCGGUAUCGUCGAGGACAAGCACCUCGCUCAUGUGCCGGCAACCGUCGUCCUCAGCGAGGAACAGAGCACUCUCCCUAUUGCAGAAGGAACGGUGGCUGCUGCGACGCUGAAGCGUGGCACCGGUAGAGAUGCAGACGUCAUCUUGAUACCUCAACCCUCCGAAGACCCCAAUGAUCCCUUGAACUGGUCGUACACCAAGAAGAUGACCAUUAUGGUCAUCGUCGCGUAUGGAUCCGUGCUAUACGCUGCUGUUCUGGCUCCUCUUCUGUCGCCCGCACUUGUCGUCAUCGCAGCAGACUUUGGAAAAAGCGUCGGGGAUAUCACAGUCAUCUCGGGAUACAUGCUGCUGGUGACAGGAGGUGUUGGGCCCAUCGUUAGUGCAUUGUCCAGGAAGUACGGGAAGCGCCCUCAGCUUCUGGUAGCGUCGCUCUUUGGUCUGCUUGGGACUGUCAUAGGCAGUGCUGCAUACAGCUAUGAGGGUCUCUUAGCCGGGCGCAUCAUUCAAGGAGGUUCCAUCUCGGCUUUCGAGUCUCUCGUAGUCGCCAUGAUCGGUGAUCUAUUCUUCGUCCACCAGCGCGGCGGGUUCAUGACACUCAUCCAGUUCAUUCUGGGUGCCGCAUCGAACUUCUCUGCCAUCAUUGUCGGACCUAUUGCGACAAAUCUCGGUUGGCGCUAUCUGUUCCACAUGCUCAUCCCUUUCACGGCCCUCGAAGUAGUCUUGCUAUUCUUCUUCGUUCCGGAGACCAACUACAAUCGCGACCAUCGCUACGAUAUCGACGAGCUAUCCAACGACAACCUCGCCGAUCUCGCUGCUAUCGAAAAGAGACAUGCUGGGAACGACGAGAAAGCCGGAAGCGAUGACAUGGUGAAGAUCGAGACAGCAACUAGCUCACCGCCCGCUAUGCGCCCAAAGAAGACCUUUGUACAGGAACUGGCUAUUUUCACCGGGACGUACUCGAACGAUAACCUUCUGCAACUCGUCAUUGCCCCCUUUGCUGUUUGCGCGAACAUGGCCGUGCUGUGGAUGGUCAUACUGACCGGAGGGCUCACCGCUUUCUUUGUUGCGCAAUCAUACGUCAUGGCCCAGAUCUUCAUGGCUCCUCCAUACUUGCUCAGCGCAGCUGGUGUGGGUUACCUCUCGUUGGGCCCAUUCCUUGGUGGUCUUCUGGGAUCCCUUCUCCUCGGUGCGACACUUGAUCCACUUAUCAAGUGGUGCGCGAAGAAGAAUAAGGGUGUGUACGAGCCGGAGUAUCGCCUACUCGGUAUGAUUCCAUCUGUAACAAUCGUCAUUGGCUUGUGCCUCUUCGGUUUUCUCGCAGAGGAAGGCAAAUCAUACUAUCUUACAGCUUUCUUCCACGGUAUGGACCUUUUCGGCAUUGUCAUAGCUGCCAUCGCCGCGUCUUCGUACGUCUUGGACUCCUUCCGCGACAUCAGCUCAGAAGUCUUCAUCAUGAACAUGGUGUUCAAGAACUUUUUGUUUUAUGCCUUCUCAUACUUUGUCAAUGACUGGGCAGCCAGCGACGGGCCAGCAGUUGUAUUUUAUACCUUUGCAGGUCUAGCUGGAGCCAUGAUUAUCACGACCCCUGUAUUCUUCUUCUGGGGAAAGAAGUACCGAAGCUACUGGCACAGGCAUAAUCUGCUGGAGAAGUGGGGCAUUGCGACGCAUGCGGAGAUAUAACUGUAGCGAGUUGUAGAGCUCAAGAGAAGUUCCAUGUUCAUUCUAGUGUCAGCUCUUCGGCAAUCAUCAUAGUGCAUUCCAUAUUCGUCCCACAUCUCGGCUUCGCCGUGCUACGAUGAAUUUCCAAACUCCACCUGGAUAUGCAGAAUCACGUGUCGAAUGUAAGCCUUGGCUUCAGUGUAUCGCAACCAUGGUUCUCAGUAAAAUCUUAUCUCAACAACCAAAGUACACCACAA
Alternaria rosae is the source of this 2275-nucleotide messenger RNA. Its product is annotated as major facilitator superfamily domain-containing protein. Gene Ontology annotation, molecular function: transmembrane transporter activity. The record is from RefSeq and is a predicted model, not a curated record. Gene Ontology annotation, biological process: transmembrane transport. The coding region runs from base 351 to 2039 and encodes 562 amino acids. Lineage: Eukaryota; Fungi; Ascomycota; Dothideomycetes; Pleosporales; Pleosporaceae. The transcript is spliced from 3 exons.